Messenger RNA from Penicillium argentinense, 726 nucleotides. RefSeq lists its product as uncharacterized. The record is from RefSeq and is a predicted model, not a curated record. Lineage: Eukaryota; Fungi; Ascomycota; Eurotiomycetes; Eurotiales; Aspergillaceae. The transcript has 2 exons. Bases 1 to 726 code for a protein of 241 amino acids.
AUGGCCACUACCCAUUCCACCCAACCCAGCGACCCUCCCUCGCCGAGUCAAUCCAACAGUGCCAGUCCCAGUAGCAUUGCUUCUACGGAGGAUCUCGAUCCCGCGUUGCUUGACGAGGAGGAAAAUCCGUUGGAAGAUGGGCUGGCCGAUAAUGUGGCUGUGUCGUCAAAGUACUCCUACGCAGACGGCGGGGCCGGAUACAAUGCUCUCAAAUCCCAUCAGGGGCAACUCUACGCCGGAAUGGCAGUUGGAGGCUCGCACACUUGGAAUUAUGACUCUGGAACGUGGAAAGAGACGAAGGAGGAGCCGGACCUGUGGAGAAUCGACUACCAGACCAAGAAACGACGGGCACGCAAUGCGCCCAAGGGUAGCGGUGCGCCUGUGGGGACAGAAUAUCACUGGCUAAUUGUUGGCCAUCAGCAUGUGCGGAAAAUCGAUGCAAACACUUACGAAACGCAUCUCACCGGGUCGAAAUACAAAUUAGCACACAAGUCAGUGACAGCCAAGACUUGGUCGAUUCCGAAGGUACAAGCGCAGCGCGAGCGUGAAGUUGAGCUACUACAGGAUGCACAGCGACGUAUACGUGGCCUCCCGCCUGUUCUUUCGAGUGAGAAGGUCAAGGUCGAACGGAAGGAGAAAGGGCAACAAAGCCUUGACUCGCUUUUCAAGCCUGUGGCGAGACCAAGGAAGAAUACAGUUGCAUCUGGGAAGAGAAAACGCUCAUAG